Galleria mellonella (greater wax moth) is the source of this 1571-nucleotide messenger RNA. Its product is annotated as methyltransferase-like protein 17, mitochondrial. The record is from RefSeq and is a predicted model, not a curated record. The transcript has a single exon. The coding region runs from base 231 to 1562 and encodes 443 amino acids. Gene Ontology annotation, biological process: translation. Gene Ontology annotation, cellular component: mitochondrial small ribosomal subunit. Lineage: Eukaryota; Metazoa; Arthropoda; Insecta; Lepidoptera; Pyralidae. Gene Ontology annotation, molecular function: structural constituent of ribosome; methyltransferase activity.
UGUCAAAUUGUGAAUUAUUUUGACAUAUUUAUUAUUUUGAUUUACCUAAUCGUUUUAUUACUUAAAACAUAAAAACGUAUAGAGAAAGAAAAAGGAAAAGAAUAUAAAGUAAAGCAAAAUAUUUAAGUGAUUAAUUGUCGUGAUCGUAAGACAGUCAAUUACUUUAUCAUUUUUGUUUUCCAACCAGUGAUUAGGUUAUAUUGUACACUUUUAUUGUAGUAACCUAAAAAAUGUAUAGAAAAUUAAAGUUCACAUAUAUAUCCACAUUGAACGUAAGUUAUUCCACUAGAGUUGCAAUAGAUGCUGCCAUCAAAGAGAAUUUUGAUACGAAACAGUUCAAACCUAAGAAACACCCAGGUACGACCCGGGUGAAAAUAGCUGCUAUUCCUCCAGACAUUCAAAAGGCUAUAAAAAUAAUAAUAGAAGACACCGGAGCGAAAUCUAUGAUACAGGAUAGUAUAAAAUUAAACAAUUAUCUCAGUUCAAGACUGCUACCACCAGAAGAUGACGAUAUCAACGUAAAGGCAGCUAAAAUCUACAAUAGCAUUUCUAAAAAAGUGCUUUCAAAUGUCAACAAAGAAUUAACUCCAGACGAGGACGAAAAGUAUCAGAAGAAAAUACAGACUUCAGUUUUUAAUGUGCUAAAGAGGAAUGUAUACAGAUGGGGUAAUAUUUCGUACGACAAACCAACCUGUUUGCAAUAUCUAAUGGCGAGAGCCGCUCCCGAUUAUGCGGUCCUGGUACGUGUGCUUGACGAAAUUAGAAAAAAAUAUCCAGAUUAUAAACCCCAUAGUUUUUUCGAUUUUGGUUCUGGUGUUGGUACAGGUACAUGGGCAAUAAACAAUUAUUGGCAAGGUGAUAUAUUUGAGUACUUCUGUGUAGAUACAUCCCAACACAUGCACGAUUUGGCCCGUUUAAUACUGUGUAAGGGCAAAGACAAUGUUGAGUUUCCUUUAAAAAGUUAUUUCCAGAGACAAUUCUUGCCCGCAUCUACAGAUCUGAAAUACAGUAUUGUGUUAUCUGCGUUCACAUUAUUUGAAAUGCCGAGCAUGAAAACGAGAUUAGAAACCAUACAAAAAUUGUGGAAUAAAACUGAGGACUUCUUAAUAGUUGUCGAACAUGGAACAAAUGCUGGCUUUAGAAUAGUUAAUGAAGCACGAGAAUUUAUCCUAAACCUUCCGAAAGGUCAAAAUAAUGGUUAUGCAUUUUCACCGUGUCCGAAUGACAAUGUAUGUCCACGAUACCUCGAGCAUAAAACUCCAUGUAAUUUCAUAAUGAAGUUUGAAACAUUACCAAUUUCUGGUAAAUCUGAAGUAAUGGCAGACUUGUUUUCGUACGUAAUAUUAAGGAAAGGUGUACGUCCAUCUGAUGAUCCACAGUGGCCAAGGAUAGUCCGUGCACCAAUUGUACGUUCUGGCCACACCAUUUGUAGGUUAUGUACCGCACAAGGGGAGUUGAAGGAAGUAAUAUUUUCCAAGUCUAAAUAUGAUCAAACAACCUACAGAUGUGCCAGAUCCAGUAAUUGGGGAGAUCUGUUACCUGUAAAAGAAAAUAAUAAAUAAUAAUAAAUA